AGCCAUUUGACACGUCUAGCGAUUUGCGUUUAAACCGCAUAUAGCACCUUAACAUGGUUCGGAUCUUCCCCACCCGUCACAUUUCACGGCUGACCCGAGACUCAUCUCUUGUGUAACACUCCAAAAUCCCCUGCUAAACCCUGAAAUUUUGAUUUUGCCUAUUCGUUGUACCGAUUUAGUUAAUCUUCACAGUUCAAUUCGAUUUUCUUCGCUAGUUUUUCUGAGAAUGAAUUUGCGAGAAGGAUUAGAGGAAUCACCAUCAUCCUCCUCAUUCUCCAAUGGAAGAGUUGACGUUGUUACUGACACAAUGAAUCAGUUUAAAAUUGCAGAAGAAGGUGAUGAUGGAAGUGGCGUGCAGGUCACGUGCUUUUCUGAAGUCUCUGACGAUGCUACUCUUCACUUUCAGAUCAUUCGUCUUCAGAAACAGAUAUAUACGUGGAUUGGUUGCAGUUCAGCCAAAUUUGGGAAUCUAUAUGCAGCUGCUCCAGCAAGACCUAGCAAUACCAUUGCGGUGAGUUCCUUGACCGGAGGAACAUCUGAUAAUACAGGAGCUGGUAUUGCCCGUAGAUUAGUUCUCAGGACUGGACUUAAUGUUGUACUAGCUUGUAAUAUCCCCAAGAACAGCCCCAUGCUUGAGGCAGCGGCUGAGAAAAAGUUGAUGCAAAAGCUUAUCAGUCUAGGCUAUGCAAAGCAAAGACCUCGAGGACCAUCUUCGUAAUGGAUGGUGUUAUGCAUUGAGUACAAUGUAGCAGUAAAAUCACAUUUAGAUAUACUCUUAAGACGUGCUUGGCAUCCGCAGUAUACAGGAAACCACUACACCAUGGAUACUUCUGAAACCACUUGAAUCUUUUACCAUCUCCGAUGAAGAGUGAUUGCAUGGUAACUUGAUUAUGGCAUCUGAAACAUUCUUGCUAUGCUUAUGUUCCUAUUCUUGACUACUUUGAUGUGGGAAAUGGUGAACAACUCCGUAGCUGCAAUUUUUUUGGUAUUGGUAUAUUUACAAAAUCGUUACAUUAAAUGGUGAACAACUCUGUAGCUGCAAUUUUUUGGUCUUGGUAUAUUUACAAAAUCGUUACAUUAAUUGUUAACGUUGUGGUAAUUUAAUA
Molecule: messenger RNA, 1106 nt
Organism: Nicotiana attenuata
Lineage: Eukaryota; Viridiplantae; Streptophyta; Magnoliopsida; Solanales; Solanaceae
Product: proteasome assembly chaperone 4
Exons: 5
Coding region: 227-718 (163 amino acids)
Biological process (GO): proteasome assembly
Source: RefSeq, a predicted model, not a curated record